This is a messenger RNA of Cyprinodon tularosa, 1676 nucleotides long. It is a transcript of the gene selenos, whose product is annotated as selenoprotein S. Gene Ontology annotation, cellular component: Derlin-1-VIMP complex; endoplasmic reticulum membrane; Derlin-1 retrotranslocation complex. The transcript has 6 exons. Gene Ontology annotation, biological process: endoplasmic reticulum unfolded protein response; retrograde protein transport, ER to cytosol. Lineage: Eukaryota; Metazoa; Chordata; Actinopteri; Cyprinodontiformes; Cyprinodontidae. The record is from RefSeq and is a predicted model, not a curated record. Bases 157 to 705 code for a protein of 182 amino acids.
UACCGCAGACUCCAUUCGUCAACAGAAGAGUCGCCUGUGGAGAUAAACACGUCAUCGUGAAUCUUCUGGAUAGAAAGGACCUUGUUUCUGUUUUGAGCUCAGAGCCGCCGUGUUUUCUGUAACUUCAACAAACACAGUGAGCGACCAGCGGCGGCAAUGGACGACGACGUGGUGAUAGAAGACGUGGAUGAUGCCAACGUUCCCCAGCGGAUCCCCCUGAAGAACCAGGACCUGGGUCAGCUGGGCUUCACAGCAGCGGAGUUCCUGUCCCUGUACGGCUGGUACCUGCUGGCUGCUGCCUUCACGCUCAUCCUGCUCAUCCAGCAGCUGAAGAAGAGGAGAUCCGCUCAGCAGGAGGCCGUCCCUCACACUCUGCUAGAUGCGUCUCUCGUGACGAAAAGGCAGGAGGCCAUGGAGGCCGCUCGACAGAGGAUGCAGGAGGAGCUGGACGCCAAAGCCGCCAUCUUUAAAGAGAAGCAGAGACAGCUAGAGGAGGAGAAGAGGAGGCAGAAGAUCGAGGACUGGGAGAGCAUGACGCAGGGGAGGAGCAGCAAAGGACACAAGCUGUCAGAGGGCAGCGAGGAGGCCGGCUCAUCCACCGCCGUCCCCAAGCCGAAGCGCAGUAACGACUACAACCCUCUGAUGGGACAGGGAGGCUCCUGCACCUUCAGACCAGGGAGAAGGGGACCCUCGGCUGGGGGAUGAGGCUAAAUCCUGGAGGUGUAAACCACCUCCGGUGUAACGAACUCACCGACUGCUUGGACCAAGCUGCCAAUCAACCAGAGCCCAUGCUUUUAGAUCCCCAGUUAGGGAAGUAAUUACACCCAUUAAUGAUGUCACACAGAGAGACAAACUUCAGAGGACAGGAACUCUAGGAGGACAAUAUUCCUGUCGGGCCCGCAGGAGGGGCCUCGGCACCAUUAACUUCACUAUUAAAAGAAAAUAAGAGAUUAUUUUUUAGCAUCCGCCUUUAAAAAUGUCCUCCUUUUGUCACCUCAUCCUCCUGCUUUGGAUCCUAAACAUUUAAUGCACUUAAGUAUUUUUUUAGGAGGAGAAAUUAGAUUAUGUUACAUAAAAAUAAUUUCAAAUUUUAAUGGGUGUACUUACUUACCAGAGUUUUUAUUUUUCAUUUAUUAAUGUUUCUUACCUCUUCUGUUCAGAUACGAGUUAAAUGUUGGUUCCACUUUACGAUAAGGAUCCCUUCUAGAAGAUAAUAAAUAGUAGAUAGAAUCUGUGAAUGCUUUAUUAUGCAUUAAUUAAAGGUAAGCAAGAGACCAAACUGAUGGUUUUAAUGCCAAAUAUUGAACCUAAGCUGUUCAAGAUUUCAGAAUGAAGUUACUGACCCUUAAAGGCUUUUGUAAAAAUUAUUUUUAGCAUGAAUGAAAUGUUGAAUGAGUGAUAAACGGUUAUUUAUUAGCAUCUAUAGGGAGCAUCGUUUAUUAAAGUGGUACCAAUAAAUUAGCGGCUAACGGCUCUGUGAAAUUGAAAGCUUGACAUGAAGCCUUUCCUAGAAAUGGUCCCGACCACGAGGUCUGGCUGAUCAGUCCUCAGUCAGUGAGCUUUUUUAAUGGCUCUCUGUUUAUUCAUGAAGGCUUGGAGUUAAAAUCUCAGUGAAAUUUCUUUACAUUCUGUCUGUAUGUUUCAAAACAAACUACUAUUAAAAUGGGAUGACUUUG